Anarrhichthys ocellatus (wolf-eel) is the source of this 5488-nucleotide messenger RNA. RefSeq names its product cyclin and CBS domain divalent metal cation transport mediator 1 (gene cnnm1). Gene Ontology annotation, cellular component: plasma membrane. NCBI's taxonomy places the organism in Eukaryota, Metazoa, Chordata, Actinopteri, Perciformes, Anarhichadidae. The coding region runs from base 100 to 2772 and encodes 890 amino acids. Gene Ontology annotation, molecular function: transmembrane transporter activity. The transcript is spliced from 10 exons. The record is from RefSeq and is a predicted model, not a curated record. Gene Ontology annotation, biological process: magnesium ion homeostasis; transport.
UUCUGCGUGGAUAUGGCCACCCAGCUGCUGCUGCUCCAUCCAGCCCAUCCGCAGACCACGUGACCUAGUUCUCCCGUGUCCUUCAGUAGUUCAUUCAGCAUGAUGGCUGCGGAUGCUGCGGAUGCUCUCUGCUGCAUCCUGCAUCCGCACCAGCUUUCUCUCUUACUUCUCACCGUCACCCUCUCCUCUCUGCCGGCCCCGACAGCAGCACUGCUCGGCGUCCGGCCGGAAGACACCCAGAGCGGAGAGUUGUCCGUGCAGGAUGGGGUACUGAGGGCGAUCGAGGGGACCCGCUUCAUACUGAGGGUUUACUACUCCACAUUUCCUGCUGCUGAGUAUCCCAACAGCCUGAACGUCAGCGGCAGACCUGACGCCGCUCCUGCCGCUCCGUGGAUCGCGUUCAUAGAGGAACCAGGUGGGGAAAGCGGGGACACGGAGAGGCGGUCCACAGGGAAUCCCUGCGAAGAGGAGAAUGCCCAGAGCUCAGACAUCGAGCUGCUGGGCUCUUUCAGAUCUGCCUCAAGUCACAACUCAGUUUUGGUGGAGCUGCUCGCGAAAGACCUGCGCAGAGGCGAGGGGAUCAAAUACUACUCCAUGUGCGCGUUUGAUGGAGUGAAAUGGGAACAUUUCAGCACCAAAGACUUCUGGUUGGCGGUGGUGGAGAGACCUCCAGAGGCAGAUGUUUGGCUCCAGGCAGGUGUCUCAGUACUCUUGUUAGCACUGUCUGCGCUCUGCAGCGGUCUGAACAUAAGCAUGCUGGCUCUGGACCCCGUGGAGCUGCGGGUCCUGCAAAACAGUGGCACAGAGAAGGAGCAGAAAUACGCACGAAAGAUAGAGUCGGUGCGUAAACAUGGAAACUACAUCCUUUGCACCGUGGUGCUUGGCAACGUGCUUACAAAUACAUGCUUUGUGGUGUGGAUGUGCCAGAUUUUAGGAAUGACAGCUCUCUCAACUGCCUCUUGUACUUUGGGGAUAUUCUUCAUUGGCGAGAUUUUACCUCACUCCCUGGCGUCCAGGCACAGUCUCGCCAUCGCCUCCAGGACCCUCUGCGCGACCCGCCUGCUGAUGCUGGUGUUUUUCCCCAUCGCCUACCCAGUCUCAAAGAUUUUGGACAUCCUGCUGCACCAAGAGAUUAGUAGCUUCUACACCAGGGAGAAGUUGGUGGCCAUGUUACGCGUCACAGAUCCGUACCACGACCUGGUCAAAGAGGAGCUCAACAUCAUACAGGGAGCCUUGGAGCUGAGGACCAAGACCGUGGAGGACGUGCUGACCCCGCUGUCGGACUGCUACAUGCUGUCCUCGGACGCCACGCUGGAUUUUUGCACCAUGUCGGACGUGAUGCAGAGCGGUUUCACCCGGAUUCCGGUCUACGAGAACGAGAGGUCCAACAUCGUGGACAUCCUGUUUGUCAAAGACUUGGCCUUCGUGGAUCCUGACGAUUGCACUCCCCUAAAAACUAUUACUCAGUUUUACAAGCAUCCCAUGCACUGCGUGUUCAACGACACCAAACUGGAUGUGAUGCUGGAGGAAUUUAAGAGAGGCAAGUCCCACCUGGCUGUGGUGCAGAGGGUGAACAGCGAAGGUGAGGGAGACCCCUUCUAUGAAGUGAUGGGCAUCGUCACCCUGGAGGACGUCAUAGAAGAGAUCAUCAAGUCUGAGAUUGUGGAUGAGACAGACCUGUUUACUGAUAAUCGGAACAGAAGACGUGUGUCCAACCACGAGAGGAAACAGCAGGAUUUCUCGAUCUUCAAACUGGCAGAAAAUGAGCUGAAGGUGAAGAUUUCACCCCAGUUGCUGCUCGCAACACACCGCUUCUUGGCAACAGAGGUGGAGCCUUUUAGGCUGUGUCACCUGUCAGAGAAGGUCUUGUUGCGUCUCAUCAAACAUCCCAGCAUUGUGCAGGAACUCAAGUUCAACCCCAAGAACAAACACGCUCCUCAACACUACCUCUUUCAGAGAAACAAACCUGUGGACUAUUUUGUCCUCGUUCUGCAGGGACGAGUGGAGGUAGAGAUAGGAAAAGAGGCUCUACGCUUUGAAAAUGGAGCGUUUUCCUGUUAUGGCAUGCCAGCACUCAUCAUGCCCUUGCCUAUUGGUCCGAGGUAUAGUUCCCGAGGCAGUGGUCUGAACCAAUCAGAUUCAUUACUGAGUGGAGGCAGUGUGGGACAGCUCACUACAGGAGGAGGGGUCUACUUACCAGACUACUCCGUUCGACAGCUCACAGACCUGCAGAUCAUUAAGAUCACCAGGAACCACUACCAGAACGCCCUCAUGGCCACCAGGAUGGACAGCUCCCCUCAGACUCCAGACCCGGUUUAUCUCGAUGCUAAAGGGAGGCCUGCGGUCCCAGAGGUCCGCUCGCACAGCAUCGCCCUCCCCCUCACACACACGCACACUCGUCUGGGGCUGGCACGCCUUGCACAUCUCCAUCCCCACGGUGGCCUUCGCAACACCUCCCAGCUCAAUGAAAGAAACCGUAUCGUCCGCAGUAAAUCCGAUGGGCAGAGGAGUCCAAAUGAUACGGCGUUCCUCCGCAUGGAUGAGAUUCCCUACAUCCAUGAGGACCGGCCGGAAUAUUAUGGAGAGAAUGACGUGCCUACAGAGUCCCAACCCUCCACCUCUCCCUUCAUCAGCUCCCUGUCUCUGUCCAGCUCGGAGGAGAACAUUGGGAAGAAGCUGUUGCGUAAAUUGAGCAACAAGAGGAGGAAAAAGUCUCGGGACAGAGAACAGAGUUUGGAGGAAGGUUCAGAGCAACCACCAGUGACGAGCUAGCACAGUGACACUGAGGAGGAGGAGGGAUGAAGCUUCUUACUCUUCAUCACUCACUGGUUCUCCUUAUUAAGCAACACCCCCCUCAUAGACUCCCUCCAUGCUCUGACACAGCUCUCACAGGAGACUGAGCCAUUCUCAUGUGAUGUAGCCACCAGUAACACUCAGGUCCCCACUGGCACACUCUGUCCCACCUCUGCCUGACUUCACACCCUUAAAGGGAUUGCUGAUAAUAAGGGGGACAGAUCUGAAAAAAGCUUGAUUGGACAAAUCUAAACAACAUAGUCUUGGAUUUAUCCAGCCUUACACUGGACUGCAUGGAGAUUUUAAUCACAUGUUUUUGUAGUAAACGGGGAAAUCUUGCUUUAUCCAUAAUGUUAAUGCUGAAUCAUCUCAUUUAAGCCAUCUGGACUCGACAAGAUGGAAUCUCUCAAUAUGGAAAUUACAGGUCAUUUUUUCUGAGCCAGCUUUAACAUUUGACUAGAUCAAACAAUGAAUACAAGAGUUUUAUUUUAUUAAUAUUUGUUAUUAUGAGGCAGUUCCCACAUAAUGUAAAUGUGGUUUGCACACGGAAACUGUCCUAAUGUUGCCAUAACAAUGACACCGACUGCCAACAGUACCAGACACACUAGCCAUUGGCUAAGAAUAAAAAGCCACAAGACAAGAGCACAAUUUUUACGCCAAGUUAUAAGAACACAAUUAUGAAAAAGCCAUGAAUUAAUUUUCAGCUUGAAUGACCACUUAUUGUAUACACUGACUGACCUGUGGUUGAAACAACACAAUUUCUUUGCUGAUUUUUAUAUGAAAGUGUCAGAAUUACUUAAAGUAAUUGACGAUAGCAAUAUAAGUCAUCUUACAUGGUGUGAAUGGCUACCACAUACACAUUCAGUAAAUGAGUCCUUCCCACAUUAAUGCAUCCUACAUACAGUCUGUAUGGUACGUCUUCCCAUUCAAACAUUCCCUUCUCACUGCAUAUGUAGCUGUAUGGACACAGUUUUAGUGUUUCUAUUAAACAAACACCCACACUUAUCUACCUUUUCUCUUGAUGUUACCGCCUCUGAAAAAAAUCAUUAGCCUAUUGUUUGUUUUCAUCCAGUAGAAAGCGGGAAGGCGAUCAUCUUCAUACCAUUAGCUAUACCACAUUAGAUACUUUUCUAUGUACAGUUCAUCUUACUAAAACUGUAUACACCAAUUAAAAAUAAGCUAGGGGUAUUGGGGUUUGGGUCUGGGGAUCCAGAUGGAUAUUAUGAGUAUUCUCGAGGAAAGAGUAGUUGCUACUUGCAUGUUUAUGCUGCUUUUACUGUAGCAUUAUGCCCUGUAGAAAGCCCUGUUUUUCCAUAUGCAUGCUUAAGUAAAAGAAUGCAUGAAUAGGACGAUCUGCAGUAACUUCUCUUCACAAAGGUGCAGUGAGUGACUUACUGAAAUCUUAAGUGACUUUAGGUUUUAAAAUGAAUCUAAAGUUUUCAUUGCUUAGGUUUGAGAAAAAGGUAUAAGUGCAAUAAAUACUGAAACAAGGCUGAAGUUUUCAUGGAGGAGGCUAUAGGAUGCAGCUUAUUGAAGGAAAGAAUUAAGCAAUCGUUCUAUAAAUCGUCUAUUAUUGAAAUAAUGAAAUAAUCAUACGAUCCUUUUUGAAAAGGGAGCGGUAGCUGCAGCUCAGGUUGGACUAAGCUGCUCUGCGUUGUGAAAUCUUGGCAGGUACAUUGCCCAACAGAACAGAGGGAGAAAUAUAUGAAAGACGAAAGCAAUAUGACACACACUGACACUCCACCAAAUCAAAUACACACACACACACACACACACACACACAGUGACAUAAUUCAUUCUGCUCGGUAAGGCUAUGGAAGUACAAAGGACACUGCACUGCUGAGCUAUUCGCAUUGACCCCUCUAUGUACACAGAAAGUCCAACGGGAAAUCUUUUGAUCUGACAACCGACGUGGAGCAAGAGAAUUUGUGUGAAUCAUAAAGUCUCUCAGCUGAAUGCUUUGAAAGAUUUUGCAGUUGGUUAACACAGAUUUAUAUUUGUGAGGAUUGAUGUACAGUUUGUUUGCGAUUUAAAAAAAGCAAACUUUAAUUUUGUAAUGUAAAAUGUAGAUGAUUAUAUAAGUUACCCAAAGAUAUAAAGAGACAGACCAUAUGUUCUACACAAGGUUUUAUUCAAUCAUUAAUAAAUUGACUGAACUAAUUAUAUUAUUCUUGUCUAAUUUGUUUUGUCUCUGUCACUUAUAUUUGCCAAAUCCAAACCACUAUAAAGUGUGUACACAGUAUUAUAUUUUGCUCCAAUCAUUCACUUCAAAUCACUUGUACAGGGGCUUGUGAAGGCUGUUUUAACCUUAUCAUUAAAUCAGUUCCAACAUAUGUGACACCACCACAAACAUGCUAUCCAUAGUUCUUAAUUAGAGUAGUUAAUCAUCACAUUGGCUUAAUUUGCAUAUUAUUAUGUACUGUGCACAGUGAUAGGAUAGCAACCUGCCACUGACACCACGGUCUUACAUAAUAGUGCACUAGUGCUACGAACAGACAAUCAGUGUGCCAACUCAACAUUAAUUCGGCAGGUGUCCGAGGCAACCAGAAACAUAAAAGCACUCAGCUGUGAAAACGGAGAUUACUCUGGAGUUACGACACGUGUUAGAAUAGUUCCGAACCACUUGUGCUCACUUAACACAAACUAGAAAUAAAAACACUUAUUACACAGUAUUAUUUAUAAAUUACAUAGUUCA